UUGAUGCGUUGUUAUCAGUUUUGCAGAUGAGUUAGUUUAGAGUGCAUGGUGUGUAAAAAUGUCGGACUAUUUAAAAAUAGAAAAAUCAAAGCGUGGUAAAAAAUUACUGAUUUGUGACGGAUACCAGUUUCAUUUGAAUCGAAGUGUCGACACUAAAUAUUACUGGCGUUGUGUGCAAUAUCAAGGUAAACAGUGUUCAAGUACUUUAAUAACCAAUUGCGAUGAUAUGAACAGCAAUGACCACCAUUCCGUAGUGAAAGAGAUGAGCGAGCAUUCACAUGCACCAAGUGCAGCAGCAAACGACUCAUUGGUACUGAAAAAUAAUUUGAAACGAGCGGCUACUGUGUCCAACGAAGCACCAACAAAACUUAUACAUAACAAUAUAGAAAGUCUACCUAGUACAAGUGCUUGCUGCCUACCGAAUAAAAAUGCUUUACGGCAAGUUGUUCAUCGUGCCAGGAAGACUAAUCUUCCCAAGGAACCAUCAUCAUUAGACGAGAUAGAUGUGCCAUCGGAUUAUAAAUCAGUAGAAGGCGAGUUAUUUUUGGCUAAAGAUAUUGAAUAUGGAAACAAUAAUCGUCUACUGUUAUUUUGCACCAAAGGAAAUCUCAAAAUUUUACGCUCAUCACGAAUAUGGAUUUUAGAUGGCACGUUCAGGACUUGUCCAAGUAUUUUCUCACAAAUUUAUUCGAUUCACGCCAUUGUAGGGAUGGACGCUGAAACCAAAAAGACAAUACCCGUUGUUUAUUGUUUCUUGACUGACAAAGCCGAGGAAAGCUAUAUGGUGUUAUUUCGAGAAUUAGUAUCUUAUGCUGCUGAGUUUGAGUAUGAGUUAAACCCGCAGCAUAUAAUCACAGAUUUCGAAAUAUCUAUGAUAAAUGUCAUUAGGAUUCAAUUCCCUGAGGCCAACCACAGUGGGUGUUUCUUCCACCUAGGUCAAAAUGUUUGGCGCCAGAUACAAAAAUCAGGACUGGUAUCUAGAUAUGGCAAUGAUAGUAAUUUCGCCCUCAAAUUACGCCACAUAGUUGCCUUGGCAUAUCUCCCACCAGACGAAAUACCCGGGGCUUUUGAAAUGCUAAAGACUGAGGUGUUGCCAGAAGAAGCUGAAUCUGUUGUUUUCUGGUUCGAACAAUACUAUGUGUUGGGAAAAGUGAAGACUCAACAAAACGGAACUACAAUUACUUUUACUAGAUCAAGCCCCUUAUUCCCCCCACAAUUAUGGUCUAUUCACCAGUUGAACGAACUUGGACUGCCUCGCACACAAAACAGCGUCGAGGCCUGGCAUCGGCGUUGGAACAGUCUUUUAGCCAACUGUCGACUUGGUGUCUAUGGCACUAUUAGCAUGUUGAGAAAAGAGCAAAUGGUAACAAACCAUGCAAUUGAAAAAGCUCAAGCUGCAGUCGAUAGAACGCCGCCUAGAAAGAAAGGAAAGAAAUUGUCGACUUCCAUAUCGAAAAUCUGCCAAAACCGCAGCAACAUGGAAGUGAUAACAUUUUUGCGAAGCUUAGCCAAUCAUAUUGAGCUGUAGUUACUUUUUCAAUACUGUUACUUUUCAAUAAAGUUAGUUUUUAAAAGAAAUCGAAUUCAAUUAUUCAUAAUUUUUUUCAUAGUUUCGUAUGGUCCUAUGGUCCGCAAGUUGAUGAAUGCAUACGAGUUUUUUAUGACACCUCAGAGUUGAGUUUUCUUGACCUAGGCAAUAGAUGGCGUUUGCGAUCCUUAAAAAAAUAGAUAACAUGUUGUUCUUAAUAUUAGAUGUAAACUUACUUAGAGGAAACAGAAUUCGAUUAAUCAAAAUUAGGUGAAAAGUUACAUAGGUGUGAAGUUACUUAGAGCAAACAAAAUUAUAUUAAUCAAAAUUCGAUGAAACGUUACAUAGGUAUAAAGUAACUUCGGUGCAAUAAAACUUCGUACAGUAGUGACAUAGAUGAAACGUGUUCGGUGAAUCAAAUAUCGUC
Molecule: messenger RNA, 1955 nt
Organism: Plutella xylostella (diamondback moth)
Lineage: Eukaryota; Metazoa; Arthropoda; Insecta; Lepidoptera; Plutellidae
Source: RefSeq, a predicted model, not a curated record